Prorocentrum cordatum is the source of this 4382-nucleotide messenger RNA. Lineage: Eukaryota; Dinophyceae; Prorocentrales; Prorocentraceae. The record is from the annotation of a GenBank genome assembly.
GCGUACUGGCACGAGCGCCUCCUGCUCUGCAAGGUGCGGGGAACGACGUGGGUCAUCGUCACUCCUGAUGGCGAUGUCUAUCCAGAGGACAUCCGGGCCCUCGGAGGCAAGCCUUGCCUGCAAGGGUCCGUGCCGCCGGCGAUCCCGGCCAACGCUCUGCUGCACAGGUUCCCGCCGCUCGGCCAGCUGCACACGGCGGCGGAGUGGCGACAGAUCUUCGACGACGGGAUCGCGACCGCCCAGAUGGAGAGGGCUGGGCUGGGCAUCGACGACGACGCUGCUGAUGCUGAGUCUGGUGCUGUGCGUGAUCGGGUGGGUCAGCAUGGCUGGGCCGCCGACACAGGCCUGCCGGAUGGACCGCCGCCCGCUGACGCCGGCGCCGGGGCCGGAGCUCUGGUGGCAGACGUGGGCGCGGCUCCCGCGGCCGACGGCCUGGCCGCCCCGCCUGCUGUGCCGCUCGCCGCCGUGGGUGGAGGCGCCGCCAUCCCGGGGGCUGGAGCAGCCGUGGGGGCCGUGGUGGCGCCCGGAGGCGGCCCCGCCCCUGGUACGCAGUGGAUCGUGGUGGCCAACGACGGCCAGCCGGGGGCGCCCUCCAUCGGGUCCGACUGGAGCGUGGACGCCACUGCCAUUGUCAUGGGCAAGUUCGCGCUGGUCAAGCUCGGGACGGCCACCCUCGUGCUGGAGAGCAUCGCGGUCGGCAACAAGAAGAAUGUGCUGAUCUCGAGGAAGGGCGAGCUCGAGCAGGCGGUGGUCCGAGCUUCUGGGCCAGGUCUGCCAGGAGCUGGCCUCGGACCUCAGGCGAAUGGAGACGGGCCGGCGGCUGCAAUGCCGCUCAAGUCUGCUGACGCUCGAGUGCUGCCCGUGCUGUACGAUCAGAUGGGCCAGAGGUUCAGGGCCUACACGAAUGCCGUCGGGCUGCUGGAGGAGCCGCGGUUCGACGACUUCCCGGUGGUUGGGCCGAGGACGACGCUCUGGCUGUGCAAGUUCAUCAGAGACCAGGGGAGCGCGCCCCGCACCAGGACCGAGAAGUGGAUGCGAGACGGCCAUGUGCCGGACAACGACAGAGUCAAGCACGAGCAUGGCAGUCUCAUGGAGAUUCUUGAAACAGCGCUCACAUAUGAUCAACUGGACGUGUCUGCCCUCGCCUCUUUCGAGAUCCUGUCGAGGAGGAUUCAGCUGUUGGAGGAGGCGCACACGUCCAACCCGAAGGCGCCGCGGUUCGAGGGGAGCGAGCACUUCCAGGGCCUUGGCAGGAAGGUCGCGGCCGUGGCGCCGCAGCUCACCUCGCACGUGGCGUUGCAGCUCCAAGGCGAGGCUGCGAUCCAGAAAGAACGACGCAAGGCAUGGCAGACGGUCGGCAGCGUGACCUUCUACCCCUGCCUCGACAUCAUGAUUGGGAAGGAGAGACCCGCCCCGCAAGAAGCCCUCGCGGCGCUUCUGCGCACAGACACCCGCUAUGGUGACAGCGAGUGUGCCGGGAACAUUGCACCGUUUGGCUCGGCUUCAGCGUCUCUGCCGAGCCGCGACCUGCACGGGGUGGACAUCUACAACGUACUGCCCUCGGACGCGUCGCACAAGCUUAAGCGGUUUCGCGACACCGUCCUUCUCAGUGACGAGGAGUAUGCAUUGCGUAUCAAGAGCGAGGGACUGCCCAAUCUUUACUUUGACCCAGUGCUGGAGGCACAGCCUGCGAAGUGGGAGGGUUUUUUUGUCGGGAUCUGCGUGACAGGGGACUGGACCAACAUACGAUUUGACAUCCCAGACUCAAUACAGCUUGCUACUGGCGACUCGCUCGGCCGUCUUGAGUGCGCCUCUGACCAGACCAUCUUCUCGGCCAGCUUCGAUAUCAAGGACUACUUCCACGAGCUCAGGAUCGAUGAGGAAUUAUCUCAGUACUUUGCUCUGCCAGCGGUCCGUGCCUCGGCUGUGGGGGUGGAGAGCAUCAAUGGUAUCAAGGUUGGUCCCAGCGAGCUCAUCUACCCGGGGGGGCCUGUUCAGUUGGCAUGCGUCGACAACUUCGGGGUCUUCGGCUGUGACAAGGCCGAGGUGGGGGCCAUGCACCGUCAGGCUCUCGAGGGCAUUCGGCAAGCAGGCUUUCACGUGCAUGAGAUCGAGCAGGUCAGCACUUCUUUGGACAUCGUGGGAGUGCACCUCGAUGGAGACAAGAAGGUGGUCAGGCUAUCCUCCGCCAGGGCGUGGCGACUGCACGCUGGGCUACAUGCUCUUGCGCGACGCGGGCGCUGCACUGGGAGGGAGAUGCGAGCCAUACUUGGGCACCUCUGCUUCGCUUUCCUGCUUCGACGCCCUUGCCUGUCCUGCAUCGCGGCCUCCUUCGCCUUUGCCGAGGCUGCCGGAGGGGAGCCAAAGAACCUCUGGCCGAGCGUCAAGAGGGAGCUCCUAAUCGCCGCUGCCAUCCUGCCGCGGGCUUACGCCGACAUCGGGGCGGGCUGGCUCGACCAGGUGGUUGCGACGGAUGCUUGCGAUACUGGGCUCGGCGUCUGUGCUGCUGAGUGGGACUCUCGAGAUAUACGAAUCACGGGCAGCUACGACGAGCGCUGGAGGUUCAAGAAGGACCCGCUUCGCAAGCACCGUGAGGUCGCCUUGGCGGGAUACGACCACGCCGACCCUCCGAUCGACAGGGGCGGCAAGCUCAUGGCGGGCGUCAGCGAUGGCGCCUGGCUUGCCAUCGGGAACUUUCCCGACGUUGCGCCCACCUCUGUCAGAGGCUCGAAGUGGGCCGUGGUCGCCAAGCGCCCCUGCGGCUGCCACGAGGGGGCCAUUCACGUCAAGGAGGCGAGGGGCGCCAAGCUCGGCCUCAAGCACGUGGUUCGCUGCGGGCGCUGGCGGCACAGCAAGGUGCUCAUGCUGGUGGACAAUAUGUCACUCGCGCUGGCCAUGCAGAAGGGCCGCUGUCGCGAUCCAGCCCUCCUCGGCCAGCUUCGUCAGAUGGCCGCGCUGCAGCUCGCCACUGGGCUGCGGGCACAGUGCCGCUGGAUCCCGCGCAGAGUGGCGACAGGCAUCGCGACGCGCAACGUGGCGCAGCGGGUCGAGGCGGCGCCGGCGAUGCAUCUGGAUCGCCCCGACCUUCGAGUGCGCGAAGCUGUGCCACUGGAGGACGGCCAGUCGCCACAGGCCGCAGGAUCAGGACCAUCCGAGCGGGCGAUCCUGGCCCGGCCCCGGGCGAUGCGAGCCGAGCUUCGAGGCGGCUCGCGGAGAUCGCGAGUCACAACCUCGACAAGGCUGGCUGCCGCCCGGCGCUCGGCCAGCAGCGGAGGCCUCUCCUACCUCGAGAGCAUCGCUGUAAGGCCCGUCCAGGUCGAGGAUUACCACAGGCGGAUCGAGGAGUUCUACGAGUACGCCCGCCGCCAGGGCUUGAACGUCAGCACCCUGGACUCGCUGGAGACGGCCCUCCUGGACUGGGCGGACGAGGCGUAUCUCGAGGGCAGGAAGAAGCACGAUGGCGAGAAGCUGAAGGCCGCUGUGCUCCACUACUACCCGAACCUGAAGCGGCCCAACACCAAGCCGCUGGCCAGGUUCGAGAGGUGCUUGAAGGCUUGGGGACGCCGGAGGCCCGCGCUGGGUCGCCUGCCGCCCCCGUGCCCGACGAUCUGUGGCCUGGCUGUGGCGCUCCACCUCCUGGGCCGCACGGACAUGGCGGUGGCCGUGCUGGUCGCGCUGAGCGCCUACUUGCGGCCAGGGGAGUUGUGUGGGCUCCGCGUUCGGGACGUCGUCCCACCCGCGCUUGGCCACGGGCCAGAGUACCAGAAGUGGUCGCUGAUCCUGGGGCCUUCGGACAGCAACGGAGGCCCCACCAAGACGGGCGUCUACGACGACAACGCGACGAUGGACCACGAGAACCUGCAGUUCCUCGGCCACUUCUUCGAGCUGCACCGCCAGAAGAAGGGGGCGAGCGACCCGCUGUGGGGCUUCACACAGGCGGAGUUCGGGGCCAUGAUCGCGAAGGCGCUCAAGGUGUGCCGGCUCGAGGGCCUGGGGAUCGCCCCCUACAGCCUUCGGCGCGCAGGCCCGUCGUGGGACGUCAUCACGGGCAGGAGGUCUCAGGUGGAGGUCCAGCGUCGCGGGCGCUGGGCCAGCAUGAGCUCUCUCAUCAGGUACGAGAAGUCCAGCAAAGUCAACUCCCUGCUCGUGGGCCUAGACGACAGCGUCCAGGAGUACCUCAGGCUCUGCACGGCGCACCUUGGCGACAUCUUCCUCGACAUCUUCGCUGGUUCCGAGGGAGUCGGCAAGGCGGUGGCGAGGUGUGGCAUCUCGUCGCUAGAGAUAGAGCUCGAGCUUGAGAUCGACAUUUUUGCGCCUGGAGUGAUAAAGGCACUUCUGAAGUUGAUCCGCUCGGGCCGCGUGCAGGGAAUAUUCGUGGCUAC